AUGGCCGAACAGCGCCCGCCGCGCCCGCUUUACUUCCCCCAGUUCCACGACCGCGCCGAGCCCGUCCCGCCCCCGGCCGACGGCGGCGGCCCUUGGACCCUCUUCCCAGCCAUGUGCGGCCCGCGGCAGCCGCCGCCGCCUGCGGCCGGGGUGCCCCGCUGGGCCGCGGCGCUGGCGCCCAUCGCCUACGAGCCGCUGCGCUUCUUCUGCCCGGCGGCGGCCUCGCCGGAGGGGGCGGGCGCGGCGCGGCGUCCCGGGGAGCAGCCGCAGCUGGAGGGCGAGAUCUGCGAGCUGGGCAUCCGCCUCAAGGAGCUGGAGCUGCGGGCGCUCAUCGGCGACGGCUUCGACGCCCAGCAGUAUAAACUUCUGAAGGCACUAAAAGAAGAAAAGAUACAACACCUGAAAGCAAGGCAGAAGCUAAAGAAAUAG
Messenger RNA from Falco peregrinus (peregrine falcon), 429 nucleotides. It is a transcript of the gene C9H11orf91, whose product is annotated as chromosome 9 C11orf91 homolog. Lineage: Eukaryota; Metazoa; Chordata; Aves; Falconiformes; Falconidae. Bases 1 to 429 code for a protein of 142 amino acids. The record is from RefSeq and is a predicted model, not a curated record. The transcript has 2 exons.